Molecule: messenger RNA, 2568 nt
Organism: Magallana angulata
Lineage: Eukaryota; Metazoa; Mollusca; Bivalvia; Ostreida; Ostreidae
Exons: 3
Coding region: 88-2145 (685 amino acids)
Molecular function (GO): zinc ion binding
Source: RefSeq, a predicted model, not a curated record
AAUUUGUUUAUUUUUGUGGUAAAUGUCGUGAAUAAAAUUGCAUAUAACUGGCAAUCGAUGUAACAACGAUUGUUCUCAUUCAAACAGAUGCCAGGCACAGGAAAACGGGAAUUCCCGUGUAUUCUAUGCAGGAAGCGAACAAAACCAACUGAGAGACGAACACUGACAGCAGAACUGAAACAAUUGGUGCAGAAAAUGUGUGUGUCCGAUCCGUCUGAUGAAGAUGUACUUUGCACUGCAUGUCGGAUUAAAUGCCAUGUAAAGCUUAAGAAACACAUAGAGAAAAAAGACACAGCGCCAAAGGAUACGUUAUUUUCACCACAACAACAAGGAAGCUCCUCCAGAUACGCCAGGAGUCCACCCUCUGUCACCCUUCCGCUACCUUCGUCCGCCACCAGCCAUGCCCGUUGUUUCAUUUGCAAACGACCCGGACCCAAACUAAUUGUUGUGCCAACUAGUGAGAGAAACUCUGUUUUUCUGCAUCAGAAAAUCCUUAUUCCAUACGGUUCAAGGUGCUGUAGUAAACAUAUUCCGGAUGGCAGGUUUACCCCAGAUGCUCUGAAACAGAUUCCCGUUUUCUCACAAACAUCAAGCUUAAACAGGAGCUCCAUCGUCGACAUUUUACUGUAUUUGCGAGAAACUGCUUUGAGAUAUGAUACAUCUCGAAUUGAUUUUGACCGAGAAAAUGCUUUCAGUGAUCAACAGUAUACAACUCUUACCGGUCUUAGCAAGAAUUCCUUUAACGACCUGUUGUCUUAUAUCAGCGACAGUGUUAAGAAUACAUCUGUACGCAGCGCUAGGAAUAGCCUGGGGAUUUUUCUUGUGAAGAUGAAGUCCGGCCUUUGCAACAGUAUCCUGUCAACCAUUUUCAACGUCUCCAAAGCAAGCAUUCGUCGGGCUAUUCAUACAGUGCGGAGGGCAUUAAUGGAAAACUUUGUUCCCCAGAACCUUGGUUUUCAACACAUAUCAAGAGAAAGUGUUAUUCAACAUCAUACACGACCAUUAGCUGAAUCAUUGUUUGGUGGAACCGGAAGUCAAGCCCUACUAGUGCUGGAUGGUACCUAUAUAUACAUUCAAAAGAGCUCCAACUUCACUUUCCAAAGAAAAUCCUACAGUUUGCAUAAAGGCCGACCACUCGUAAAGCCGAUGGUGAUUGUAUCUACAAGCGGUUAUUACAUCUCUGUAAUUGGACCCUAUCUCGCAAGAAACAACGAUGCAGCCAUCCUUCAGCACAUCAUGAAAUCAAACAGGGAGGAUGUAUUGAAGUGGGUUGAGGAAGACGAUAUCUUCAUUAUUGAUAGGGGUUUCAGGGAUUCUGUUGCAUACCUGGAAGAACUUGGCAUUCAGGCUAUCAUGCCAGCUUUCAUGAAAAAGGGGGAGAAGCAGAUGUCUACUCCAGAUGCAAAUACAAGUCGACUUGUAACAAAGAUUCGAUGGGUUGUUGAAUCGGCAAACGCUAGAAUAAAACGAUGGAAACUGCUUGACUGUAUUCUACCCACUAGCCAAAUACCAUUUAUUGGUGACUACGUCAAAAUUGUUUGUAGCAUAUCAAACAAAUACUACCCACCACUUUCUUCGGGUGACAGAGAUGCCGAUAUGGCUGUUGCAGCCAAAAUGCAGUUCCUUGCGAAACAAGUGAACCACCUUAAGGAGGAAGUCGAAGCCAGGAAACUGCACUCACGAGUAGCCAUGUGGAGAAAUCCUGAAGAUCUCGAUUCCUUGGGCUUCCCUCAUUUGGAUGAGGAUGAUAUUCGCAACAUAACGUGUGGAGUGUAUCAGCUUAAACUUGCUAGCAGUUAUGCGGCGGAACAUUUUCAAGAUGGAAGCAAUAUCUUGAUACACAAAGAGGACCCGAAUCUGCUGAGAAUCAAAAUUCAGAGUAGACAUGUCUCUGCGAAAUCAUAUCUGCUUUGGAUUCGUUUUGAUGAAUCAAGUAUAACGGGUUGGUACUGUCAGUGCAAAGCUGGGGCCCGAGUGGUAGGGGUUUGUGCGCACGUCGCGGCAGUUAUUUGGUAUAUAGGACUCCGUAACUACAAAGGAUCGUUUAAAUCUGUCCAAGACUGGGGAAGAUUCGUUGAUGACGCUUCAGUUUUGCCGGAACCAGUAGACGAGUCUGAGUCAGACGAAGAUCUAGUUGAAGAGUAAAUUAAACGGAAGUUGUCAAAUGAAAUCACUGAUAUGUAUCAAUUGAAUUGUAGAUAGGGUAAUUUUUUUGAAAGGUAGUUUUCAUUUGUUUUUUUUUUUUAAUUCUUUAAAUCGACUCUCUUAAAUGAUAUCUGAUUUGUAGUACAUAUCAUAAUUAUCAAAAGUUGAAUUCAAUAACAUGCUUGUCAAUAUGUGAACGUUUACUUUUCUAAUGGCCACUUGCUGCUUUCAUAGUCAUCAUAUUAUGUACUGUAUGAUUUUAAAGAAUAACGAUCGAAAUUUUGAUACAUGCAAAAUAUGUAUAAUGAAGGGGGAAUCCAAUAUUCUUCUUUUUCAGUGUAUUGUGUGUACGUUUAAUAUAGACAUAUAGUUUAUAUAAUGUCUUAUGAUAUAGGUAAGUUCAAAUAGAAAGUUUGAUUAAUA